AUGGCCCCAGCACGUUCAACGCGGACGAGAGCUGCAGAGUUUGCUGAUAACAAACCUCAAGAUUCGAAAAAUUCCGUGUCAAACGUGUCCACUGAAGUUGGUUCUGCAGAGGCAUUGGAUGUAGAUGAGAAUGUCGAACUCUUAGACGAAUCUGAUGCUGAGGUAAAGAGUAAUAAAUCAAGCAGUGCUACUGAACAGAAUUUACGUGAGGAUAUCCGCAAAAAACGGUCGGAAGCAACUCAAUUGCGACGUAGUACUCAAGGAAAGAAACAUGAUAUUUUAGGGGAACGAUUUCGAUACCUGCUUGGCCUUACCGAUCUCUUCCGACAUUUCAUUGAAACAAACCCGAACCCUCGCGUCAAGGAAAUCAUAACUGAAAUUGACCGCAGAAACGCCGAAACUGAGAAAGCAAACAAAGGACGAGAUCGACAAGGCGGUGCAGCUGCUGAAAGAAGAAGGAGAACCGAAGCCGAAGAAGACGCAGAACUUCUCAAGGAUGAUAAUAUCGGAUGCUCAGCCGAGACAGUAUUCAGAGACUCACCCAGAUUUAUUCAGGGUGGACAGAUGCGAGAUUAUCAAGUUGCAGGUCUUAACUGGCUCAUAUCACUGCACGAGAAUGGAAUAUCCGGUAUCCUUGCAGAUGAAAUGGGUUUGGGUAAAACUCUCCAGACAAUCUCAUUUUUGGGAUAUUUGAGGCAUAUAAUGCAUACAUCAGGACCCCAUCUUGUGAUAGUUCCAAAAUCUACCCUUGAUAACUGGAAAAGGGAGUUUGGAAAGUGGACACCUGAAGUGAAUGUUUUGGUUCUCCAAGGAGCAAAAGAAGAACGUCAAAAUUUAAUAUCCGAACGCUUGAUAGAUGAAGAUUUUGACGUAUGCAUUACGAGCUAUGAAAUAAUUCUGCGUGAAAAAUCUCAUCUGAGAAAGCUCGCUUGGGAGUAUAUCAUCAUUGAUGAGGCACAUCGUAUCAAAAACGAAGAAUCAUCACUUGCACAGGUCAUACGAUUAUUUGAUUCUAGAAAUCGUUUGCUCAUUACAGGAACUCCUUUGCAAAAUAACCUUCAUGAGCUAUGGGCCCUACUCAAUUUCAUACUACCAGAUGUCUUCGGUGAUUCCGAAGCUUUUGAUCAAUGGUUCUCCGGUCAAAGCGGAGAUCAAGACACCGUAGUGAAGCAACUACAUCGUGUCCUACGCCCGUUUCUAUUGCGAAGAGUUAAAAGUGACGUAGAAAAAAGUUUGCUACCAAAAAAGGAAAUUAAUCUUUAUAUCGGAAUGUCUGAUAUGCAAGUAAAAUGGUAUAAGAAGAUUUUAGAGAAAGAUAUUGACGCCGUUAAUGGGGCUGGUGGAAAGCGAGAAUCAAAGACUCGACUUCUCAAUAUCGUCAUGCAGCUGCGAAAAUGUUGCAAUCAUCCUUACCUUUUUGAAGGUGCCGAACCCGGCCCUCCUUACACAACAGACGAACAUCUUAUUUACAAUGCAGGAAAGAUGGCAAUGUUAGAUCGACUGCUCAUCCGACUGAAGAAACAGGGGAGCCGUGUUCUCAUAUUUUCUCAGAUGAGCAGGCUGCUUGACAUUCUUGAAGACUAUUGUGUUUUUAGAGACUUUAAGUAUUGCCGAAUAGAUGGUAGCACAGCACAUGAAGAUCGUAUUGCUGCAAUCGAUGACUACAACAAAAACGACUCUGAAAAAUUUGUUUUUCUUUUAACCACCAGAGCAGGUGGUCUUGGCAUCAAUCUUACCAGUGCUGACAUCGUCGUACUCUUUGAUAGUGAUUGGAACCCUCAAGCCGAUCUGCAAGCGAUGGAUCGGGCGCAUCGCAUAGGUCAGAAGAAGCAAGUUAUUGUAUACAGGCUUGUUACGGAGAAUGCGAUAGAAGAGAAAGUAUUAGAACGCGCUGCCCAAAAGCUUCGUCUUGAUCAACUUGUUAUCCAACAAGGUCGAGCUCAGACUGCUGCAAAGGCUGCUGCUAACAAAGAUGAACUUCUUAGUAUGAUUCAGCAUGGAGCUGAAAAGGUUUUCAAUUCUAAAACAGCUACGGGAAUACUUGCUGAGAAAGGCUCUGAACUCAAUGAUGAUGACAUUGACGAUAUUCUAAAGCAUGGUGAACAGCGCACUGCUGAACUCAAUGCCAGAUAUGAGAAGCUCGGUAUUGAUGAUCUACAAAACUUUGCAUCGGAAUCAGCGUACGAGUGGAAUGGCCAAGACUUCACGAGUCGUAAAAAAGAGAUUAAUAUCAGCUGGAUUAACCCUGCUAAACGCGAGCGAAAGGAACAAUCAUAUUCCAUGGACAAGUACUACAAGCAGGCACUUUCAACUGGUGGUCGUACAGCUGACACUAAACCUAAAGCUCCUCGUGCACCGAAACAAGUCACAGUGCAUGACUAUCAAUUUUUUCCUGGCACCCUCAGAGACCUCCAGGAUCGUGAGACUGCGCAUCAUCGAAAAGAGAUUGGUUACAAAGUCCCCUUACCUGACGGCCCUGAAGAUGAACUUUCCAAUCGGGAAGCAGAGAGAGCUCUUGACCAGGCUGAGAUUGAUAACGCCACUCCACUUACAGAAGAGGAACAAGAAGAGAAGCAGAGACUCUCCCAGAUGGGAUUUGCCGACUGGAAUCGGAGAGAUUUUCAACAGUUUAUUAAUGGUUCAGCUAAAUACGGACGGAAAUCAUACUCAGCAAUAGCGGAAGAGGUUGAUCACAAAAAUGAGCAAGAAAUCAAGCAAUAUGCAAAGGUCUUCUGGACUCGCUAUACCGAGGUUGCUGAUUACAGUAAAUAUAUUGGUCUUAUUGAAGCCGGAGAAGAAAAACUGCGGAAAGUAGAUCAUCAACGGAAGAUGUUAAGAAAGAAAAUGGCUCAGUAUCGAGUGCCUCUACAGCAGCUCAAGGUGAACUACAGUGUAUCGACUACAAACAAAAAAGUCUACACAGAAGAAGAGGAUCGAUUUCUACUCGUCUCAUUGGAUAAGUAUGGAGUUGAUAGUGAAGGUAUUCACGAACGUAUUCGGGAUGACAUCCGGAAUAGUCCUUUAUUCCGAUUUGAUUGGUUCUUCCUCAGUCGAACCCCCGUAGAAAUAAGUAGAAGGUGCACUACAUUGUUAACUACAGUUGCGAGGGAAUUCGAAGAAUCGACUAGUACCAAAACAUUAAAUAGUAAUGCUAGCGGAAAACAUAAGAGGGAGGCUGAUGAUGAUGCUAACGAUGAGGAUUGCAAACGUAGCACUGGUCCAGCCAAAAAGAAAGCCAAAAAUAGUGUAAAGAAAAAAUUACUGGAAAAUUCGAAGGUCACCGGGGGAAACCGUAAUUCUAUUGAAAGGAGCUCACAAGCAGCAAAUGGUGUAUCGAAUAGAAAGGGUCGGACAAGGGGCAGGAAGAAAUGA
This is a messenger RNA of Blumeria graminis f. sp. triticale, 3372 nucleotides long. The record is from the annotation of a GenBank genome assembly. NCBI's taxonomy places the organism in Eukaryota, Fungi, Ascomycota, Leotiomycetes, Helotiales, Erysiphaceae.